AUGGCCGCUUCAUCUUCCACCACCGCCACCUUUGCCCAACGCCUCGCUGACUGGGAAAAAAAGUUUACUGAGUGCUACUGCAACGGUGAAAGCACAUUCAAUGCUGAGUUGGAGCAGCUGUACAAGGACUUGGUUCCAUUGUGUCAGGAGCAUGUCAGGGACGCCGCCUGCUUCCGGCUCAUCAACUAUGUUGCGAGCCCUGUCGUGUAUUUAUACAAGACCAGCCAGGACAAGGACGGCAAGCAGGUAGCAAGGUUUGAGGUUGACUGGGCGACUUUGCAUCAUCAAGUCGCAAAUUUCAAGGCAUACCAGGAAGGCCAGGAGGCACAGAGGAAGAGAAGGGAGGAGGAGGAGCAAGAGAAGAGGAGGGAAAAGAAGGAGCAAGAGGAGGAGGAGAGGCAGAGGGUGGAGGUGAGGAGGAAGAGGGAGGUGAGGAGGAAGAGGGAGGAGAAAAAGAAGAGGGAGAAGGAAGAGGAGAGGCAGAGGGAGGAGGAGGAGGAAGGAGGAGAGGAGGAAGAGGGAGGAAGAGAAGCAGAAGAUGGAGGAGAAGAACAAGGAUGA
Psilocybe cubensis is the source of this 561-nucleotide messenger RNA. RefSeq lists its product as uncharacterized. Lineage: Eukaryota; Fungi; Basidiomycota; Agaricomycetes; Agaricales; Agrocybaceae. The transcript is spliced from 2 exons. The record is from RefSeq and is a predicted model, not a curated record. Bases 1 to 561 code for a protein of 186 amino acids.